CAGAUGCUGGGCCGUAGAACGGUUUUGGAGGGCAAUACGAGAGCGGAGCAGGCAGCAGGCGCCGCAAAACAAACCUCCGCGCGGCGCCGCCCCCGACCUCCGAGAGAGAAGCGAUGGUGAUGGACGAGCCCCUCGACUUCGAGAAGGAGGAGGAUCCCCUCCUCCCCUCCCCGCGCCCCGCCAAGAGGAAGAAGGUUAUCGGCUUGGAUGAUCUUUUACUGGAUUACUUUGAAAAUGGUAAGGAUUUGCGCAAAGUUAGGGCUGCCAAGUCUAAGCAUGGCCCCAGGGGGGGAUAUGUUUCAGAUGAGGAAGACAAGGAGGUCAGGGAGGAUGAGAUUUGCAAAAUAUUUGAGGAUUGUGAGGAAAAGGCCAAAGGGUUGGAUGCUAGAGAUGAUGUACCCCCCUGGGGUCAACAAAUUUUUGGCUGCCAGAAGCUCCCUUCAAACCUUAGCGAUAUGGGAGUUGAAAAUUGCCAAAUGUUGCAAUCAUUCUGUGCAAGUGAACAUCUAGGUUUCGAUCUAGAGAUCCAACAAGGAGAGGGGUUUCUUGAAGGCAUGCUGAUGUAUGGAUGGCUUCUGAAGUUGGUUCGCAUAGGUGGUUCUGUUGAAGACUCCAUAGCAUCGUGGACACUAACCAAGUUGUUGUAUUCAUCCAAUAAGAAGUUACAAGUUUCUGCAACCGACUUUUGGGACAGUAUUCUUUCCCUAGACGAGGAUGAUAAACUGCUGGUCAACCUUGGAUAUUUUCCAAGCUACUCUGUUCUAAAAUGUGCGAUGCUUAGCUAUGGGUAUCUAUUUGAGACUCUUGGCACUAAAGCUUCAAUCUCUGAAAGUGCUGCUGCUGCAGAUAGCUCUGAUGUUGGUCCGCCUCAUAACAUCAUUGCAUGGGUAAGAGUUGUAUCUGCUUGCUGCAAAAUCAGAAAAGUGCGUCCCAUCUUCUCAGCUUCUGAGGCAGAAGAACUCCUUGUUAUUGUCAUUUCCCUCUUUUUGGACCGUGGGCUUGAAGGGCUGCUGGUUGUUUUGGGAGACUGCCUGAAUUCACUUGUAUUAUACUUCAACACAAGUGAGUGGGAAAGUAGCUGUGUGAUGGUGGCUGAAUCAAUCGCACAGAGGGUCACUAUGGACCUUAAUUGUUUAAGGAUAAUCGACUGCAUUACUGGGACCAAUAAGCGCAGCAAAUUCCUAAGGAGUCAGCUGGCACUUCAGCUGCUGAAGAUUAACUUUGGCCUUAAGGUGGGAAAUGUUGAAAAGAUGUUGAAGCUUGUUACAUCCAUCAACGUGAAGGAGAAAGAAUGUGAUUUUUUCAGGCUUUAUGUGUAUCUAGUAUUGAUGGACAACCUACUUUUCUCCAGUGGCGCAUUCAGAGAUAAGACUAUGAUCGUUGAUACCUGGCGUAAUUAUCUGCGCAACUGUUCGACACAGAUCGCAUGCACAAACUGGGGAUUCUAUGCUCCAAAGGUCCGAAACAAGGCUUCGUAUCUUCUGCAAGGUGCAGUAUUUAAGAAAUCUGGUGGCGUUUCUGCUCGGUGAUUGAGGGGCACAGUAUCUAAAGCACAAGUAGCAGCACCCUGUUCCGGUGCCAUUCGGUGGGCAACGGCCAGACGGUUUAUGGCACCAGAUAUUAGAUAGUUGACUAGUCACCCAGGUUUUUGUAUAUGGAAGAUAGACUGGGUCCGUUUUAUCGCCAGCUGAUGGGCAUACCAUGAUCAGAUGCACUGCUAGACUGCUAGUUUGCAGGCUCAACAUUAUGUAUGCUCAGCUUGCAGUGUGGGUUAGCUUUGACUAUGAGACUAUGGUGUGGCUUAUGUACCAUGGCAUGGCAGCAGCAAAAAUAGAGGUAGCCGGCCCGCAAUCAGCGCCGAGCUGAUCAUCAUCUGACACCUCACCUGAUGAUGAUGAUGAUGAUGCACCUCACCUGCUGGUAGCUGGCUGGCUGGAUCUCCUCUCUGACACCUUAGCAUAUUAGCGUGGCAUGUUACUGCCCAGAUUCCAUGCAUUGUUUUCGGAGUUGCCUGCUGGGGAGCACAUGGCCUGGAUGUAUUUGUUGUGUUGGUCUCUAUGGCCUAUGCUACCGACCCAUCUCGGUCAAGAAUACGAGUGAGCACGCCUUGUUUUGGAACAGAAA
Messenger RNA from Setaria italica (foxtail millet), 2124 nucleotides. RefSeq lists its product as uncharacterized. The coding region runs from base 114 to 1529 and encodes 471 amino acids. Lineage: Eukaryota; Viridiplantae; Streptophyta; Magnoliopsida; Poales; Poaceae. The transcript is spliced from 12 exons. The record is from RefSeq and is a predicted model, not a curated record.